GAAGUCUGGCGCUCGACACACGCGUGUAAUCCCCGUUUAAAUGUAAAACUUUAGUCUGCAUUUGCUGACGACAAAAUUGGAUGUACUAUAGCGUUUUGAUGCAACUUGAUCGGAUUCAUUGUUUUUGAAAAGGAAUUAGGAUUUGUUUUUCACAUGAAAGUGUGUGGCCCCGCACUGUGUUCUGGUGCCUCCCAUGUCCUGGCCUGCUAAGCCUCGUGUCUCCUCACUGGGCCUGGGCAAUAGCUGAACCAGGGCCGCUGCUGGUACUACUGCUGCUGGUACUGGUACCGCUACUUGUACUGGUGGUGGUGGGUGUCCCAACCCGGGGGCCCGGAGGAGCCCUGUCGACCUCCCAGCCACACGAAGAUGAACAAACUGACCGGCUUCCACAAUAACAAAGCUAUGCAGGACCGCCGCUGUGUCUGUGUCUUUCUCCCCAAUGACGACACGCUUAACGUCAUCGUCAAUGUGAAGACUUUGUGCCAGGAGCUGCUCAUCCAGGUGUGUGACCUGCUCCGACUGAAGGACUGUCACCUGUUUGGACUCAGUGUCAUUCAGAACAAUGAGCAUAUCUACAUGGAGCUGGGCCAGAAGCUGUCCAAGUACUGUCCCAAGGAGUGGAAGAGAGAGGCAAGCAAGGGCAUCGACCAGUUUGGGCCUCCCAUGAUUAUCCACUUCAGGGCUCAGUAUUACGUUGAGAAUGGGAGAUUAAUAAGUGACCGCUCGGCCAGGUACUACUACUACUGGCACCUGAGGAAGCAGGUGUUGCUGUCUCAAUGUAUCCAGAGAGAAGAGGCUUACUUUCUGCUGGCAGCCUUCGCCCUCCAAGCCGAUAUGGGCAACUUCAAACGCAACAAGCACUUUGGGAAGUACUUUGAACCUGAGGCCUACUUCCCCCCAUGGGUGAUAGCCAAGCGAGGCCGGGACUACAUCCUGAGACACAUCCCCAACAUGCACAAAGACCAGUUUGCCCUCACCGCCUCCGAGGCUUAUCUCAAAUACAUCAAGGAGUGUUCCCUUCUGGAUGAUGUCACAGUCCACUACUACAGACUCUAUAAGGACAAAAAGGAAGUGGAGGCUUCUCUUACCUUAGGACUGACCCUGCGUGGAAUCCAAAUAUUCCAGAACAUGGGGACAGUGAGACAGCUCUUGUAUGAUUUUCCCUGGAGCAACGUGGGCAAACUGGUAUUUGUGGGGAAGAAGUUUGAGAUCCUGCCUGAUGGUCUUCCGUCGGCCCGUAAGCUGAUCUACUACACCGGUUGUCCCCUGCGUUCCCGCCACCUCCUGCAGCUGCUCAGUAACAGCCAUCGCCUCUACAUGAACCUGCAGCCUGUCCUCAAACAGGUCCGCAGGCUGGAGGAAAACGAAGAGAAGAAGCAGUACCGUGAGUCGUACAUCAGCGAUGCGUUGGAGCUGGAUAUGGACGGGCUGGACAAGCGUUCCCGGGCCAGCGGUAGCAGUGCCGGCAGCACUGUGUCUCACCUCAAACACCUGUCUCGCCACUCUACCGCCAGCCACGGUAGCUCACACACCUCGGGCAUCGAGACAGACAGUUUCCGGGCCCCCGGAGGGACCCCACACCGAGCCCUAAGGACUUGCAGCUCCUCAACGAUUAGCCAUGGGAGCUCACACACCUCAGGGGUGGAGAGUGGGGGAAAGGAGCGCAUGUUGGACGAUGAUGAGAUUGAGAUGUUAGUGGACGACCCUAAAGACUAUGAGGAGCUCCAUGAGCUGGCCCUAGAGUUGAACCAGGACCUGUGCAUCCACAUCACUGAGGACAUGCUGACCAUGACCCCUGACCAGACCACUGGAUACUCAGGGCUCAUAGUGAAGGACGUCGGCUCAUCCACCUCCAGUUCCUCUGAGACCGUGGUCAAGAUGAGAGGCCAGAGCAUUGUGUCUCUCCCUCAGACCUCCAUGUGCAGGAAGCCUCAGACGUCAACUGACCGCCACAGCCAAUCCCUUGAUGACGUGCGUCUCUACCAGAAGGGCUGUCUCCAUUGGGCGGAGCUAUGCCAGGACACCGCCCACAGCUACACCUUCGGCUGCGCCCAGGAGCUGAGCGACAGCAGCGGUUACCAGGGCAACCUGGCCGAGCAGUGCGCUGGUAUCCGCGGUGACCAGCUUGACUGCUUCCCCAUCAAGAGGACCAGCAAGUACUUUUCCCUGGACCUGACCAGCGAAGAGGUCCCAGAGUUCGUGGUGUGAUGGCCAAACAGGGGGAGACAGGGAUGAGGAGGAAUGGAUGAGGCAGAAAGGGUGACCUCAAGACCCCUGCUCCCCUGCCUCCACAUCUCAGAUUUGGAGGUGACUCAGGAAACUGAAUGGGACAAGAGAAGAGGGUUGGGGGUUUGGAGAGGUGAUACUUGGUUGUCUUUCUAUUGCCCUAACCUGUCAGCCAUAACCUGUCAGCCAUAACCUGUCAGCCAUAACCUGUCAGCACCAGACUUGGGAAGAGUCAGAUGGACUGUAAAAUCCACCAGACUGACAUCACCAGUCAACAUAACCAUGUAACCACCUGAGACGACAUACAUAACACACUACAGAGACAAAUAACUGACAGUGAAAGCCCUUUGAGGUAUUUCUUUUGCCAAAAUGGCAAUAAAUAAAAAAGGAUCAACCUUUGCUGGGUUUCAAGAAAACCCAUCUGCGCCUUUUAAUUGGACCGAUGCUGGUUGGGAAUGGAGUGUAAAAGGAAAAGUAAGGGAAUGUCGAAAUAUCUCACCAUCACUUUUUUAUUCAAACAACCUCUGACUGUCUGCGUUUCCAAAGCAUGUACUCGCUCCAGAUGUUUUCUGGAUCUGAUUCUUGUGCUUGCGAAUAUAAAUACUUCAUUCGCACAGAAAACAAAAACAAACGUUCUGAUGUUAACACACUUGCGUGUGCCUACUUCGACUUUACUAAUGCAGUGCAAAACAAACAAACACACACACAGUGAAGAUAUCAAAAUAUUCUGCCAUGGAGAGUAGAUCCCACUCUCCUUUCCCUACAGAAAGAAGGGAACUCUCAUUGAUAGUCAAGCUAGAUGUGCUAUGAACCAAAGACAAGUUACACUAAGCACGAAAAGAAAAGCCACUUGGCUCCAAGCCCUCAUGUCCACAUGAUUAUUAUUUUAGUGUGCAACCAACCAAACAAUGAAAUGAUACAGCCUCCUGAAUCCAUGACAGGAUAUGACAUCACCAUGCGCAGGUUCUGUAUCGUUUCAGAAUCUAGAGGUUGAUCUAGAGGAGGGAAUUUGGAUUGGUCUCAGAGUAUUUUAGAACAAGGAACGCUAAUGAUGUCCUUGUUCUCACGUGUCUCCCUUCCAUCCCUCUGUCUCUAGUAUGAAGUAUGUAUGAUGUGACAUAAUCUGGGAGCCCAGAACCAAAUCCAGCGUGCGCUAGUCUGUCACAAGAGAUUAGAAGUGACGCGCCUCCGCUCCUCUCUUUACAAGGAAGUGCAAUGUGUCAACAGUUCCCCUAUAGAGUUGUGUCCUAGUGUAGCGACUAGACUGAUAUUAUGAACACACCCAACGUGCCUUCAUCACCUAUGCAGGCCCUGAACCACAACCAUGCCUUGACAAUCAAUCACAGCUUCUCACUAAGCAACGCAACACUCCCACAUGAGUCACAGAGAUCAGUUUUAAGUCAUAAGGUCAAUUUUAAGCUCUUCAUCUGUAACUUUAUUCUUGGUCAGCAGUACAUUGGUAUUUAAAGGCCCAGUGCAGUCAAAAAAACAUGAUUUUUCUGUGUUUUUCUAUACAUUGCCACACAUGAUGAUAUACAGAUGAAAUACUGUGAAAAAUGCCCUUUUAGUGUAAGCUGUUUGAAAUGAAUGCCUGAUAUUUUAGCCUGUUUUGGUGUGAUGGAGUUUUAGCCUGCCUGGUGACAUCACCAGGCGGUAAAUUAGUUAACAGACCAAUAAGAAAGAGUACCAAACCUCUGCCAAUAACAGUUAGUUGUCCCCUCCCCACUCAGAACACUCACAGACAGUCCUAGCAAAAUUAUUGUUCUUUGCUAAGAAGCUAUUUUUGUUUAUUUUUCACCAUUUUAACUGAAAACAGUAAACUACUUAACUGUUACCCAGAAAUGAUUUGAUAUUGAUAUAAAAAUGGCUGCAUUGGACCUUUAAUCAUUGACUUCAGAGUUUAAACAUCGUUAUUCAAACAGUUUUAGCAGAUUAACCAAUAAUCAAUGAAGGGGAUUACCCUAAUGUCAUCUACCAUCCCUAGCCUAGCUUUAUGUUAAACGUGUCACUUAUUUAAAUCUGUGGUAGUUAGGUUCCUGUCAUGUGAAAUGUAGCCCAGAUGACGUCAUGGGCUGGUUCAAGACUUCCCGACUACAUCAUUGGCUGUGCCAGGUCUGAUGCUUGGGGCAGGAUGAGUUUCUACAUGCCCUCACCUGUCUGUCUGUGUACAGAGCUGAGGAAAGCUUAGAUGUAAUCUACACACACACACACACACACACACACACACACACACACACACACACACACACACACACACACACACACACACAAUGGAGCUGGGUUGGCUUUAGGCCAGCUAUGAAACUGACAUUUUCACUUUGUUCUUUCUAUAUGUUGGUAGUUUAUAAUUUUUUUCACUCGGCUGUCUUUGUUAGUCCUUAAAACUGUCUUUUGUUUGUUUUGUCUCGAUAAUUAUUUUAAAUUGGAACUUGUUACAUUUGUUUCUUUCAUUUUAUAAUUUUAGCUGAUUGGAAGUAGAAAGUGUAAUAUUUUUAGUAUGGAGUGUUUUAGAACAGUGAGAUUCGUUGUAUAUGUUGAAAAGGUAUUCUUUGUGUGUAGUUGGUGUGUGUCAGUAUUAUAAGCAAAGUACACUCACAGGAGAGUUUAUUAGGUACACCCAUCUAAUACCGGGUCAGACCCCCCUUUGCCUCCAGAAGAGCCCAAAUACUUUGGGUGUCGGAAACAUUCCACAGGGAUGUUGGUCCUCGCAAUGGCAUCACGGCUGUUGCUGCAGAUCGGAUGGUGGUACAUUUAUGCUGCAAACAGCCCGUUCCAACUCAUCCGUGACAAGGAUCGACGAGUUGUGCAUUCCGAUGUGCCGGUCUGCACACCACUGUUGUUGUACUGUGGCCCGCCUGUUAGCUUGCACAAUUCUUGCCAUUCUCCUUUGACCUCCGUCGUCACCGAGCUGUUUUCGCCCACAGGACCUCCGCUGACUGGAUGUAAACCCUAGACGCUGUGAUGUACCUAAUGAACUGUCCGAGGAGUGUAUGUGACAGUGUUUACAACCCUGUGACACCAAAUUCACUUAUUUUCAAUAUUGGGCCACUUUUUACCCAGGUGUAGUCGGGAUUUCAACGUACAGUAGCUGAAGAACAUUGAUAACAAUCCGUUUAAUUGGCCAAGAGGCAAGGUGUGAAACCCAACUCUUCACAAAUAUAAAGUUAGAUUUCUUAUACAUUACUUUCCGUUAAGGUGUGGAAACAGACAAGACUGCCCUCUCUUGCCUCUUUUAUUCGCUAUCGUCAUAGAGAUUUCUUACUAUUAAAUCUCCGAACCGUACCUACUCAAUGUAAAUUGAAUCUAGCGUUUGUCUUCCAAAUUUGUUUUACAUUCAGUACUUUUGCAUUUCUACCCCAGUCAGUAAACCUUAUUGAGAAGACCGUUUCAGUGACCUCCUCAUUUUAUGUGUAGUGAUAGUACAGUAGGCAUGUACAGUUGAAUUCCAAACCUCAUUCACAUGGUUUAAUAUCGCUAGAGUAAUGAACAAAACAAAUUACUACUUCAUUAUGUACUUGGAAUUCAAAACUACUGUGUGCCUCAGUUAAGCAAUAAUUUGUUAGUGUGGAUCAACAUUCUAGCUGAGCUUUUCCAUUGCUGCUCCAGAGAUCUUUAUUCUAGAACAUUCUAGCGCCCUCUAAAAAAAACUUCUAGAACCUUUAGAAUGUUUCAGAAGCAGCUCUGCUGUGGUACAGUGGAGAGACCUGACAUUUUCACUCACUUCUCUUCACAGCUGGUCUCAUCAGCUGGACACGUUGGCCUAGAAUACUGAGCAUGGCAUCUUGGCCUAGAAUCACAGAGCAAAGCAUCUUGGCCUAGAAACACAGAUCAGGCCAAGGCAGCAAGAAACAAUUGUUGGAAAGAAAUGUGUAAUAAUUAAUACACUUACGAAUUUGAUAUCAUUGUGUGAUUUCAAAGCAAAAAUUAAUGCUGUAACAGUUUAUUUCCAACAAGAUGUUACUUAUUAUUUCUACUCAUUAAUAUUGGGUAUCUGAGAAACAGAAAGAAGGUUGUUCACAUGUUGAAAUGAAUCGUUUUCUGGUAGAUUAUUGGUGAUAUAUUAACCCAGAGUGUGUCUAGGUACAUAGCCAUAAAAACAGAACCACAACCUGAAAACUUUUGCAUUCGGAUAAACUCUCUACUCUGGUGACUUAGGCUACAGUGCAUAUCAUAAGUAUUCAGCCCCCAUGGAUUUCUUCAAAAUUGAUUGUUGUCAAUGAUCUACACAAAAUACUCAUGUACAUUUGAAUUAACGGAAAAUAGGACACACAUAUACGCUGAGUGUACAAAACAGAGCACCUUCCUAAUAUUGAGUUUCACCCUGUUUUUUCCCCUUCAGAACAGCCUCAAUUUGUUGGGCAUGGACUCUACAAGGUGUCAAAAGCGUUCCACAGGGAUGUUGGCCCAUGUUGACUCCAAUGCUUUCCAUAGUGCUGUCAAGUUGGCUGGAUGUCCUUUGGGUGGUGGACCAUUCUUGAGUGUGGUGGGUGGUGGACACAUGGGAAACUGUUGUGUGAAAAACUCGUCAGCGUUGCAGUUCAUGAUGACACACUCAAACCAGUGCGCCUGGCACCUACUACCAUACCCCAUUCAAAGGCUCUUUUGUCUUGCCCAUUCACUCUCUGAAUUGCACACGUUCACAAUCCAUGACUCAAUUGUCUCAGAUCGUUCUUUAACCUGUCUACUCCCCUUCAUCUACACUGAUUGAGGUGGGUUUACCAGGCAACAUCAAUAAGGGAUCAUAGUUUUCAACUAUGUCAUGGACAGUGUGUCUUGAUUAGAUAAAUAUGUAACUUCCCUGAGUCAAUACAUGUUAGAAACACCUUUGGCAGCGAUUGCAGCUGUGAGACUUUUUGGGUAAGUCUCUUAGACCUUUGCACACCUGGAUUGUGCAAUAUUUUCACAUUAUUCUUUCAAACUUCUUCAAGCUCUGUCAAGUUGGUUGUUGAUCAUUGCUAGACAGCCAUUUUCAAGUCUUGCCAUUAGCUUUUCAAGCAGGUUUAAGUCAAAACUAACUAGGCCACUCAGGAAAAUCUUGGUAAGUAACUGCAGUGUAGAUUUGGCCUUGUGUUUUAGGUUAUUUUCCUGCUGAAAGAUUAAUUUGUCUCUCAGUGUCUGGUGGAAAGAAGACUGAACCAGGUUCCUCUCUAGGAUUUUGCCUGUGGCUAACUCCAUUCUGUUUAUUUUUAUCCUGGAAAACUCCCUAAUCCUUGCCAAUGACAAGAAUACCCAUAACAUGAUGCAGCCACCACCAUGCUUGAAAAUAUGGAGCAUAGUACUUGGCGAUGUGUUGCGUUGAAUUUGUCCCAAAUAUAAAACUUAUUCAGGACAAAAAGUCCUUUGGCACAUUUGUUGCAGUAUGAAUUGUUUGGAGCCUUUUCACUCUGUCAUUUAGGGUAGUAUUGUGGAGUUACUGCAAUGUUGUUGAUCUAGCUUCAGUUUUCUCCCAUCGCAGCCUUUAAACGUUGUUACUUUUUUUUAAAUGGCCUCAUGGUGAAAUCCCUGAGCUGUUUCCUUCCUCUGCUGGCAACUCCGUUAGGAAGGACACCUGUGUCUUGGGUGUAUUGGUUCACCAUCUAAAGCUUAAUUAAUAACUUUACCAUGCUCAAAGGGAUAUUCUGUGUCUACCUUUUACUCAUCUACCAAUCUGUGUCAUUCUUUGUGAGUCAUUGGAAAAGCCCUCUUGUCUUUGUGUUUGAAUCUGUGCUUGAAAUACACUACUCGACUGAGAGACCUUACACAUAAUUGUGUGUGUGGGGUAGUGAUAAAAAUGUACCAACAAAUCACAAUUAUAUCCAGUUCAAUCCCACUUUGUUAACUCAACAAAAUGUGAAAAAAAAUCCAAGGGUGUGGUGGGGGUGAAUGCUUAUGAUAUGCACUGUAUAUACACGGCCAUACUGACACCGAGUAAGUGUCUGUAUGUCUGCACUAAGUAUCCAUAGUCCUUUCUGUGAAAGGAUCUCCCUUCAGGAAAAACAUUUUUUUGGGUCAAACCCUGUAGUAGUGAAAAUGUUUUGUUAAUAUGAAGUCUGGGGCGUGCCGCCUUGGUAAUAAUACCCAUAACAAUAUUCAAUAAAAAGGUACAUUUAUUUGCCAAAAUCGA
This is a messenger RNA of Oncorhynchus nerka (sockeye salmon), 8329 nucleotides long. RefSeq names its product FERM domain-containing protein 6-like. Gene Ontology annotation, biological process: positive regulation of hippo signaling. The record is from RefSeq and is a predicted model, not a curated record. Lineage: Eukaryota; Metazoa; Chordata; Actinopteri; Salmoniformes; Salmonidae. Bases 367 to 2208 code for a protein of 613 amino acids. The transcript is spliced from 14 exons. Gene Ontology annotation, cellular component: cytoskeleton; cytoplasmic side of apical plasma membrane.